This is a messenger RNA of Anisakis simplex (herring worm), 798 nucleotides long. The record is from the annotation of a GenBank genome assembly. NCBI's taxonomy places the organism in Eukaryota, Metazoa, Nematoda, Chromadorea, Rhabditida, Anisakidae.
AUGUUGCAGGAUGAGUUCGGUUAUCGAGUAGCGGACAAAAUAUACGAUUUGACGAAGUAUAACGAGGUGUGUAUUGAUUUGGGUUGUGGGGGUGGGCAUAUUGCACCGAAUGUUAUUAAGGAGAAUGUAGGCAUGUUAAUCGAGUGCGACAUGAGCGAGGCGUUGAUACGACGCGCGAAGCGUGCGGCGGACGCGGAGGUGGUGACCGCGCGCGUGAUAGGCGAUGAGGAGUUGGUACCGUUCAGAGAUAAUUGUGCUGAUUUGGUAGUAUCCUCCCUGAGUGCACACUGGAUCAAUAGGCUACCGGAAUGGUUAGUUAUUGAUUUGUUCAAGCGAUGCUAUGAUAUCCUGCGACCGGACUGUCCGAUGAUAGGGGCGGUGUUGGCUGGAGAGACCCUUCAUGAGCUGAGGAUAUCAUUGCAGUUGGCUGAGACGGAGAGAAUGGGUGGUAUUGGGGCGCAUAUAUCGCCGUUUAUAAAGCCACAGGAUAUUGGGUCGUUGAUGAAUAGAGCGGGAUUUGAUAUGAUUACGUUGGAUACGGAUGAGAUUGAGGUGGGAUAUCCGAGUAUGUUCGCGUUGAUGUACGAUCUGCAGUGUAUGGGUGAAUCGAAUGCGGCUCGGAAUAGGUCAGCGAAUCUGAGGAGGGAGGUGUUGGUGGCAGCAGAUGCUAUUUAUAGGUGUUUUAGGACGAUGUUUGGAAAGGAGCGAAAGCAAGGAGAGGGUGACGAUGGGAAGUGGGAGGAGGGUGGCAGUGAGGUGGUUUAUCCGGCGACAUUCCAGGUGAUAUCUUUUAUCGGA